UGCGCAUGCGCAGUUCAGUCAUCUGACGCGCGCGCGCCCUGGACACUUCGCAGCAGCAACAUUACAGCGAGGGCCACCGUUUCUUCCCACAGAUAGCCACGCACAGCUCCAGCACCCGUUAAGCGGUGCGUUUUACGGACAGUUGCGGACACACCGAGGAAAAUUCUCCUGAAAUGUCACCGACGGCUUGAGAGCUCCGCUGGUUUCGGUCGCUCGGUGGCUCCUGGGAGAGCAGCAGCAGGAGAAGGAGGAGGAGGAGGAGGAAGAGGAGGUGGGGGGAUGCCAUGAAAAUCAGAGCAGGCGAGUGACUGAGACUGAGAGACCGCUGCUCCUCCUCGCUAAUCACGGAGACGGCGGCGGGGAUGCUGGGAGAUGGAUACGAGCGGACAGAGCCACGUUAGGUAGCGUCGACGGGGACUCGGAGGGGGCUCGACGUCUCGCGCACAACUUUGGUCGCCCGGCGGAGCUCGAGGAAGGAUGGAUUUCAGCCGGCUCCGGAGGACCAUCACCAGAUACUGUGUUGGAGAGGAGAUAUGGGUAGGGAGUCGAACAGUCUAUAUUGGACAUAAAGAACUCCCUUCAUGUGCUGAGGCUUACAUGCCUCAGCAUUAUCCUGACAACCGCAUCGUCUCCUCCAAGUACACUUUUUGGAACUUCAUUCCCAAAAAUCUUUUUGAGCAAUUCCGGAGAAUUGCCAACUUCUACUUCUUGGUGAUAUUUUUGGUCCAGCUCAUCAUUGACACCCCCACCAGCCCAGUCACCAGCGGUCUGCCCCUCUUCUUUGUCAUCACUGUCACCGCCAUAAAACAGGGCUACGAGGACUGGCUGAGACACAAAGCUGACUGCUCCAUAAACGAGUGUCCAGUGGAUGUGGUGGAGCAGGGGAAGGUGGUGAGGACGCAAAGUCACAAGCUACGGGUGGGGGACAUUGUCGUAGUAAGGGAGGAUGAAACCUUCCCCUGCGAUCUCAUCCUUCUUUCCUCAAGCCGAUACGACGGGACCUGUUAUGUCACCACCACCAGCCUGGACGGGGAGUCUAGUCACAAGACUUAUUAUGCCGUACCAGAUACCAUGGCCUUUAGAACAGAGCAGGAGGUGGAUUCACUACAUGCCACUAUUGAAUGUGAACAACCGCAGCCUGACCUCUACAAAUUUGUUGGACGAAUCGACAUUUACAAGGACAAACAGGAACCUGUGGUUAGAACACUUGGAGCGGAGAACUUGCUUCUGAGAGGAGCCACCUUAAAGAACACACAACACAUUUAUGCUGUUGCCAUCUACACUGGAAUGGAGACCAAGAUGGCUCUGAACUACCAGUCGAAAUCUCAGAAGCGUUCUGCUGUGGAAAAGUCAAUGAAUGCCUUUCUGGUUGUCUAUUUGUGCAUCUUGAUUAGUAAAGCGGUGAUCAACACUGUCCUCAAAUACGCUUGGCAGUGGUCCCCCGACAGAGACGAGCCCUGGUACAACCACAGGACUGAGAUCGAGCGUCAGCGCCAUGUGGUGAUACGAGCUUUCACGGACUUCCUGGCCUUCAUGGUUUUGUUCAACUACAUCAUUCCAGUGUCCAUGUAUGUCACGGUGGAAAUGCAGAAAUUUCUCGGCUCCUAUUUCAUUGCCUGGGAUGAAGAGAUGUUCGAUGAAGAGCUGGGGCUGGGUGCUCAGGUCAACACGUCUGACCUGAAUGAGGAGCUGGGACAGGUGGAGUAUGUUUUCACCGAUAAGACCGGCACCCUGACUGAGAACAACAUGGAGUUUAUUGAAUGCUGCGUUGAUGGAAAUGUUUACAUCCCUCAUGCAAUCUGCAACGGCCAAAUCCUCAGUGCCGCCUCCAGCAUCGACAUGAUUGAUUCAUCACCUGGAGGAUUCAGGAGAGAAUACGAGGAUCUGUUUUUCCGGGCGCUGUGUCUGUGUCACACAGUGCAGGUGAAAGAGGAGGAGACGGUGGAAAGCAUAAAGAGGGGCAUCCACCAGGGCAGGUCAACCUCCUUUUACAUUUCUUCAUCCCCCGAUGAGGUGGCUUUAGUCGAAGGAAUGAAAAGGCUUGGCUACACCUAUCUAAGACUGAAAGACAACUACAUGGAAAUCCUUAACAAAGAUGAUGAGAUCGAAAGGUUUGAGCUGCUCCAUGUGCUCAACUUUGACUCCGUCAGGAGGAGAAUGAGUGUCAUAGUUAGGUCCAGCUCAGGAGAAUACCUGCUCUUCUGCAAAGGGGCCGACUCCUCCAUUUUUCCUCGAGUUGUAUCUGGAAAGGUGGAGCAAGUGAAAGCCAGAGUGGAGCAGAAUGCUGUAGAAGGACUGCGGACUCUGUGCGUGGCGUACCGAAGGUUGUCAGAGUCCGAGUAUCUGGAAGCGAGUCACCGGCUGACCGAAGCCAAGCUGGCCCUGCAGGACAGGGAGCAGAGGCUCGCUCAGGCCUAUGACAUCAUCGAGAGGGAAUUUGUUCUCCUGGGCGCCACAGCAGUGGAGGACAGGCUCCAGGAGAAAGCCGCAGACACAAUUGAGUCCCUCCACAAGGCGGGGAUGAAAGUUUGGGUGCUCACCGGGGACAAAAUGGAGACGGCGGCGGCCACGUGUUACGCCAGCAAGCUGUUCCGGCGCAGCACGCAGGUCCUGGAGCUGACCAAGAAACGCACUAAGGAGCAGAGCCUGCACGAUGUUCUGUUUGAGCUGAACAGGACCGUACUCAGACAGCGCUCCAUAUCCGGUCUGUCGGUAGACUGCCUCGACUUUGGUCUGAUCAUCGACGGAGCCACGCUUUCAGGGAUUCUGAAGCCCAGCCCAGAGUCUGCCGGUCAUGGCAACUACAGAGAGAUCUUUCUGGAGAUCUGUCGCAACUGUAGUGCCGUGCUCUGCUGUCGCAUGGCACCACUGCAGAAAGCCCAGAUUGUGAAGCUAAUAAAAUCUUCCAAGGAGCACCCAAUAACUCUCGCCAUUGGCGAUGGGGCCAAUGACGUCAGUAUGAUUUUGGAAGCUCAUGUGGGCAUCGGCAUUAUGGGUAAAGAAGGCCGACAGGCAGCUAGAAACAGUGACUACGCCAUCCCCAAGUUCAAGCACUUGAAGAAGAUGCUACUUGUUCACGGCCACUACUACUACAUCAGAAUUGCUGAGUUGGUUCAGUACUUCUUCUACAAGAAUGUUUGCUUCAUCUUUCCUCAGUUCCUUUACCAGUUCUUCUGUGGGUUCUCACAGCAGCCUCUCUAUGACACCGCCUAUCUAACACUGUACAACAUCAGCUUCACCUCACUCCCCAUCCUGCUGUACAGCCUGGUGGAGCAGCACGUCACUAUGGAAACACUAAAGAGGGAGCCCUCCUUGUACAGGGACAUUGCAAAGAACGCUCUCCUCCGCUGGCCUGCCUUCCUCUAUUGGACGUGCCUGGGUGUGUUCGACGCCGUCAUCUUCUUCUUUGGUGCCUACUUCCUCUUUGACAACACCACCUUCACCAGCAACGGCCAGCUUAUGACCACCAACACACAGAUGAUGUUUGGGAACUGGACAUUUGGCACUCUUGUUUUUACUGUACUCGUCUUCACUGUUACACUCAAGCUUGCCUUGGACACACACCACUGGACGUGGAUCAAUCACUUUGUCAUCUGGGGCUCCUUACUGUUUUAUGUGAUUUUCUCUCUGCUCUGGGGUGGCAUCAUUUGGCCCUUCCUGAACUAUCAGAGGAUGUACUACGUCUUUAUGCAGAUGCUUUCCAGCGGGCCGGCAUGGCUCAGCAUCAUCCUCCUCAUUACAGUCAGCUUGCUGCCAGAUGUCAUCAAAAAGGUCCUCUGCAGAGCCGUCUGUCCCACAGCCAGUGAACAUGCACAGAAACAUGACAAGCUGUCGCCCCAUCGCGUGGCCGAGUGGUCUCCGCUGUCUUUUGGGCGUUCCUGCAAAGGCCCGAGCACGGAAUCCUCUCACCUCAACCUCGGAGCCGCAGAGAGGCUGCCCGUCCGCAGGUCCGACCGCCUCCCCCACAAACUCCUGGCUCAUUUGGCCGACGGGGCAGCGGCGGACCUGUGCUCUCUCAGCUCGUACGUGCUGCGCCUCUCGGGGGCGGGGUUCGCCUACUACGCUCCCGGACCGGAGACCUCUGUGUAGAGAAACAAACGUCUGGAAACUUUGGGAAUCUCUUGAACUUGUGGAGAAGAUGAAGAAAAAAAUCCUGAGGAUUUGUAGAUCCAAACUUUCAUCACGCUCAGUUCACCAUGUGCUUUUUCUGAGCUACACCUCCUUAUUUUCAUACUUUCGUGGUUCAUCGUCUUCAAACUCCACUCAGACUUCUUUUUGUAAAGUGGAACCAUCAUUAUAUGGAACUGUCUUUCAUCUUUUGCCUGUUUUUUGUCCCCUUCUUUGUAAAUAUCAGUUACAUCUCAUGUUCUGGCCAAGUAAGGGGGAAGCCGUCACGCUCAGCCCUUUAUGUAUGUAUGCGUGCGUGUGCAUGUGCGCAAGAGUAUGCAUGAUUUUUUGCCUGUUCUCGUACGUUUGUAUCGGAUACACUUCUGCCUUACCGGGGACGCAGCAGCAGCAGGCUGGGAGCCAAAGGAGAAUAGUUUUCUUUUUCAAAAAGCGAAGCUGGUUUAUUACGAAGCCUUACACAUACGCAUCAGCUGAGGGGAGGAGUCAGAAAGAAAGGGACGCAGCAUUUUUAGCCACCUGCCUUAAUUCAUAGAAACCGCUCCAGCACCUUUCUAUCAUUUCUCACACUUUGUCACGUCUCUUGCCUUCAUGCUGGACCAUUAUCCCUCUUGUGGAACCGCAAGCGCACCGUGCUCUCUCCUGCCACCAUGUGGCCAUAUAGGGACGAGACUGAAAAUGUUUCUUUUGUUUAUUUGCCGCCAUGCCAUCCAUGUGUCAUACACGCCGCAGUAAUAACGUUCUGUAGGGGUUGUCUCCACACAUGGGUUCUUUUGUAUUGAAUUUAUUGAUGUCAGUCACUGUUUAUGUAUAACUUAAGAAGUUUUCUAUAUUUCAGUAAGAGAUGGUAUAAAACUGCAGAUUGUCGUUGGGAGACGAAAGACUUGAAUCGGCGACGUCACAAUCAAAUUAAGAAUGUCGAACUGACUUGUCCAUCAUGUCCUCCAGCUGAUGAUUGUAGCUCAUCAUGGAUCAAUAUCUUUUCUGCAUUUUUAAACAGAGCUUAUAUCGUGUUUUUUUUUUUUUUUUUUUAUAACAGACCUUUCUGGUCGCAGAGAAAACGACUAACCCUAGAGGUCCUGAAUGUUGAGAGCAUUUUUCUACGUUUUAUUUUCACACACAUUGCCAUCUCUACCAGCUUGUAUAGAUUUAAGAACAAGUUUUCAAUAUUUUUCUACGGGGUUGAAAAAGUCUAAAUUUUAGUAACACCUCCCCCAAUCUAAGCCUCUAUGGCUUGACAUCCUGACCUCAAAGGAGAUGGUGCUUGAAUUACAGACAUCACCGUGUUGGUGAAAUACUGCGUUUUCAGUAUUCAGCGUGUGGUAUUUGCAUCAUCCGGUGGGGAAAUUGUUCAUCAUUCUCCUCGUAUGUUUUAACUCUGUUAGAAUGUUUGCUCAAGUUUGUAACCAAAAUGAGAACGAUAAUAUGUGAUUAGUAGACUCACUAUAUAGAUCACACUGCACUUUGUUUUUCAGCAGCCUAGAGAGCAGAAAGUUUAUCAUUUACUUUUCCUCACCAGUUAUUUUUCUAAGAAGAUUGUGGGUGGGAAAUAAGGAAAAAAAAGACCAAAUAACUUGACUAGGAAUGAAGUGAGUAGGUGUCGGCCUCUGUCAGUGGGUUUGUUGCACCAGCUUUCAUCAGAAUGUCAAACCGCUUUUUCUAACUCCAUCAGCACAACAGCAGGUGUUCAUGCGGUCACUCCUGAGCUCGGCAAAGGUCUGAAACGUUGGCUGCUGUGCUCCGAACAGCAUGCUUCACAUCACACCUUUAGUAUUAUGGUACUGUUUGUAUUAAUAAAGAUUUCUGAGAUUUUUUUUUCUUCCUCUUUUUGGAUAAAUUUUCAAAGGUCCACAUGUUGACUUUUUGCCAGCCUGUCUGUAGCAAACGAGGGCAAAGCACUGUAUUGUCAUUCUGCCUGUAAUAAAGAGAGUGGAGACUA
Molecule: messenger RNA, 6064 nt
Organism: Oryzias melastigma (Indian medaka)
Lineage: Eukaryota; Metazoa; Chordata; Actinopteri; Beloniformes; Adrianichthyidae
Product: probable phospholipid-transporting ATPase IH
Exons: 30
Coding region: 478-4089 (1203 amino acids)
Biological process (GO): phospholipid translocation
Cellular component (GO): trans-Golgi network; recycling endosome; endoplasmic reticulum
Molecular function (GO): ATP binding; magnesium ion binding; ATPase-coupled intramembrane lipid carrier activity
Source: RefSeq, a predicted model, not a curated record